AUGAAUGGCUUUCAGAUGCGGCCAGCUCCUCCACCUCCUCCUUACAAAAAUGCCCCUCAUGGAAAGGCAGAUGGUAAUCAGUACAACGUGCGAUGGAAUAAUUACAAAAACAGUAUCAUACAAUCAUUUGAAUAUCUAUUGAGGAAUGAAACUUUUGUGGAUGUGACUCUGGCUUGUGAAGGAGAAACAAUCAAGGCACAUAAGGUGGUACUUUCAGCAUGCUCUCCUUACUUCCAGAAGAUUCUGGCACAAAAUCCAUGCCAACAUCCUAUCAUGAUCAUGCCCAGCAAUAUCAGAUUUGCUGAUUUGAAGUACAUCAUUGAUUUCAUGUACAAAGGAGAAAUAGAUGUGGUCCAGGAGCAUCUGGACAAGAUCCUUGAAAUUGCUGACUUACUUCAGAUCAAGGGAUUUAGAGAGGUUACAGAUCCCAAUGGGACAUCCUCCUAUGUAUCAGUGGAGCAGACACCACAGACCAACUUCAAUGGAAGCAGAGGCAUCAAUAAAUACCAUCCCUAUAAUAAGGUGCAGCCAGUGCCACCAAAGCUCCCUGUACAGUCCAGAUAUAUGAUCCCCAGAGUCAAGAUUCUUGGAGAUGGCAGUGCAAUAAAAAGCACAAAUGAAACAUCCACAAGCAAUGGGAAGGGCCAGCCUGAGAGUAAUAACGAUACUCAAGUGCCAAGUGGAGUCAUGAAUGGAGAGUUGAAUGUUACAACUGAAGAAGAAAAAGAGAGAGAAGAAAUAUAUGUCAAUGGGUCUGCCUCUGUAGGACCCACACUCUCAAAAGAUGAGACCACGUGCAACAACCAGACAGAUGGCCAGGAAGAUGACAGGAAUGAACAUGCUUCAACUAUGAAUCCUCAGGCAGCACAAAUGGAGGUUUCUGAUGACUUCUAUGGUUCAUCUGUCUCUCCAGAAUUGUUGAACUUAGUCCAUACAUCACCCAACCUUCAGCGACCAGAUGCAGGUCCUGAACCUUACAUGGAUGGUGAUGAUUCCAAUUCUAAGUCAUUGCUGAAGACAUGGACUGAGCAAGACAUGGAAGCAGCCCUUGAUGCCCUGAAGACCAAGUUGAUGUCUCUGACUCGUGCCUCACAGACUUUUGGCAUUCCGUCCACAACCCUCUGGCAAAGGGCUCAGCGUUCUGGCAUCGAGACCACAAAGAAAGACCCUGCUGGAAAAACCUGGUCAGAAGGUGAUCUCCUCCAUGCUCUUGAAGCCAUGCGCAAUGGCUCCAUUUCUGCAAACAAAGCAUCCAAAGAAUAUGGUAUUCCUAGUAGCACCUUGUACAAAAUCGCAAAAAAAGAAGGGAUCAAGCUUGCAGCCCCUUUCAACUCAUCUAUUCCUAAUUGGACAAAAGAAGACCUCCAGAAGGCUUUUGAGGCUAUUCGUUCAGGGAUGUCUGUCAUGAAAGCAGCCUCAGAGUUUGGUAUUCCUAGUGGUACCUUAUAUGGAAAGUGCAAAAAAGAAGGUAUUGAACUGAAGAGUAAAGAGCAGGUCAAUUGGUCAGAGGACAACUUAAGUGAAGCCAUAGAUGUUGUCAAGGCAGGUGAGAUGAGCAUCAACCAGGCAGCACUGCAUUUCAAUGUUCCCUAUUCUACAUUGUAUGGGCGAUGCAGGAAACUGGCUGUUCCUGAUGGGGAGGUGAUGCUCAGGCCUGAAAUACCACAUGUCCCUUUCUUUGGCCAAGAAGUAGUCAUGCAGCAGGUCAUGCCUUGA
Molecule: messenger RNA, 1716 nt
Organism: Darwinula stevensoni
Lineage: Eukaryota; Metazoa; Arthropoda; Ostracoda; Podocopida; Darwinulidae
Source: the annotation of a GenBank genome assembly